Molecule: messenger RNA, 738 nt
Organism: Symbiodinium natans
Lineage: Eukaryota; Dinophyceae; Suessiales; Symbiodiniaceae
Source: the annotation of a GenBank genome assembly
AUGAGACGUGCCUUGGACACCCUAGAUGCCCCGUUCUCCUGCCGUUGGGAAUUGAACUGGACAGGUUUCCUUACCACGGCGGAUAACACUGCAGCGUGCUCCGACCGCUUGGACAUACCAAUACAAUUCGACCUCCACGGCCUCCUCAAGAACUUUGCGGCGGCCAAAGGGGCGGCUUCCUUUCGCGCGCUGCCAAUCCGGGGAGCCCAUGCCAUUCGCAAGCCUAAGGACAUGCUCAUCUCCGCCUACUGCUAUCACCACCGUGGAGAGGAGUAUGGCACGUUUGAUGUUCCGUGGCCCGAGAUCAUGUCGAUGGGCCCUCUCGAGGGUCUCAUGGCCCUGUGGCCUCCCAUGUCUGGGGUCAUGCAGCGCAUGCUGGAUCUCUACACGCACACGGCUGCUGAUGAGAUGUUCCAUGUACGCUUUGAGGAGAUCUCCAAGUCGUCGGAAGGCUUUCACGACGUGGUCCAGAGGCUGUUUCACUUCCUCUUCGCAGACACCGUCCCAGAAUCGGACCUGUUCCGGCUCUGGGAGGCAGUCAAGGUGGAGGACUUGAACGUUAAGCCCACCGAUGACGACGCCUUAGAGGCCAGCAACCACUCGAAUGACAAGGAGUGCAUGCUGGCAACGCAGGAAUCUUUGCUGCAGCUGGACCCGCGCGUGUUGAGCCAGUUGAAGGACAUGCAAGAGCAGCUGGGGUAUUCCAUUGAGAACUGGCCGGACCCUGUCACCAGCUAA